Cylicocyclus nassatus is the source of this 1344-nucleotide messenger RNA. Lineage: Eukaryota; Metazoa; Nematoda; Chromadorea; Rhabditida; Strongylidae. The record is from the annotation of a GenBank genome assembly.
AUGGGUAUUCCUACUAAAGUAGAAAACAUCGAAAUCGAUGCAACUUACUUCCGCGGGUACAAUUUAAUUUGGAAUGAUUGGUUCCGAAGUGAACCACUGAAGGAUCCUGCACAUAUAUAUGUGGACGAUACUAAUCGAACUGGAUCUAAUGGCAGUAAUUACAUCACAGAUGCAGAACUAGGCGGUGAGCUGCUGCCUGUAGCAAAAUUUCACGAUUAUUUCACCAGCGCGCUGCCUGAUACACAGUUCGGACCGGGCGUAACUAUACCUAUCGGUGGAACAGCACCAGUAUACACCGCAGAAAAUGAAAUCGACAUCAAACAGCUGUUGGAAGAUGGUAAACUGAGCGUCUUAAAAUGGCAGAGACGAAACGGCGGCGGAACAAGCACCACAGCAGCAAGCUCAGGCUACCGCGCUAUUAUGACAGAUUCACCUACGCCGAGCAGCACCGGACAUUAUACAACCUAUAUUAAUAACAACGCGACAAUCUCCAGCAGCAAUGCAGACUUUAUCAUUCCUAGUAACCUGUGGGCAGACUUGGGAGAAACCAACAGCAUUAAUAUUGCAGCGCUUCGCCGCGCAUUCAGUAUCCAGCAAUGGCAAGAAGCAUUGGCACGCGGAGGAAAUCGAUACCACGAAAUCAUCCGCAGUAUCUUUAAUACGAUUAGCCCGGACGCAAGACAACAGAUGCCAGAAUAUCUUGGCGGCUUCCGAAUGCCUAUCAAUGUAACCUCUGUACUGCAGACUAGCAGCACUGACGCAACAACGCCUCAGGGAAACGAAGCAGGAUACUCCAUUACAACAACUCAGCCGGGCGGGAAACACCUGUUUACCUACAGUGCAACGGAACAUUGCCGCGUAUAUAUACUCGGAUGUCAGAGUACGGCGAUACAACAUUUCGACCGCACUAUCACGAAGCGAUAUUAUAACCUCGAAAUACCGGACAUAAAACCAAUCGGAAAAAACGAGUACAACUGCACAUAUUUCGAAAGCGAAUGGCUGCGCAAAAUAUGGAACCACGGCAACAUAACAAUAGGUCUAUUAGAAUGGGACGCAGCUGCGUACAUAGGCAGAUACAUGACCAAAAAACAAAAAGGACAGAAUGCAGCCAUCUACGAAUGGCAAUGUAUUGAAUCUCCGUGGAGCGUUGUCAGUAACGGAGUAGGACGAAAGUAUUACGAGUUGCACAAAGAAAACAUAUACCGAAAUGAUACGGUAAUAGUCCGAGGGCGAACACACGCAAAAACCUGCAAGCCGCCAAGAAUCUUUGACAAGUGGUUCGAAGGAAGAACAGCCGCAAAUAAUGGCAGCCAUCAAAGAAAGGCGAGCGGACGCAGGCAAUGA